Penaeus vannamei (Pacific white shrimp) is the source of this 1422-nucleotide messenger RNA. The record is from RefSeq and is a predicted model, not a curated record. Lineage: Eukaryota; Metazoa; Arthropoda; Malacostraca; Decapoda; Penaeidae.
AUGUUUUUCCUCUUCCCAAAUUUCAAGGUCAUCAAGGAGACCCGUUUUGAAGAUGUGAACAUCAAAAUGGCGGUGACGAUGAAACUACGACGCAAACCAGAAGAAUCUUUCCAGGAGUAUAUUGUCCAUGCCAGGAAUCGCAGGUGUCGUGAUGACUCUCGCCACUGUGCCAGGGAUGGAGGCUUUGGGGCCCAGGAAAUUUCUCUUUUUAUUAUCCUACUCCCAGCAGGAAUUCCAUGGCUUGUGCAGGCCUUCACUCCUUACCUCUCUCUCCUCUACCUGGGUCGAGUGGUCUCUUGCUUCAUUUACAUUGCCUUGGGACCUGUCACGGCAGUCCUCGUUGCAGAGAUUAGUGAGCCAAGAAUUCGUGGUCUGUUGCUCAGUGCUGAGGAAAUCACGGUCGCCAUCGCCCAGAUGGCCAUCUAUAUCAUGGCUCAUUCCCUCCCAUGGGACGUGGCCACGGCCGCUUGUGCGGCUCCCAUGAUCUUGGUCGCCGCCCUCACCUUCUUCGUGCCAGAGGUGCAUAAAAUGUUCAUGUGUCUUUUAGCAGUACAUCAAAUACUUGUUCACUCGGUAUGGGUAAAAUUUGAAGCCCAUCGUGACGGUCACUGGAACGACGUGGUAAGAAUUUCCAACGAAUCCGAAUCAUAUGACGUGGUAUUGGCUUCGUCCCCCUAUUGGCUGAUUCGCCGAGGCCAGAAGGACGCUGCGUUGGAGUCUCUCAAGAAGUUAAGAAGUCCAAAACAAGACGUUAACCUUGAACUUCAAGAAAUUUCAGCAAACGUCCAAGGAACAUCCCAGCCUUCAAUAUGGGAUCAGCUCUUAGCCACGUUGAAUCAUGUUGGACGAGGUAAACAUGUUUUCUUCAGGAUGCUGUUCACGGGGUGCAUAGGAAAAAGGCAGGCGUCGGCCUGGACGCCUUUGUCUGCAAUCCUAGUGGGCGUCGUGAGGCUCGUCUUCACAGUGGUCAGCGCGGCGGUCGUGGACCGCGUCGGGCGUCGGCCUCUGCUGAUCGCCACGUCUUUCGUGUGCGGAGCAGCCGAGGUUGUCGGCGCGGUGUUCCUGCUGGUGGACGUCCCAGGGUCGUCGUGGGUCCCGCUUGCUGCGGUGAUGGUUUUCGUGUCCUCGUACGGCCUUGGAAUCGGACCCAUUCCCUGGACUCUUAUGGGCGAGCUCAUUCCCACUCCUGUGAGAAAUAUUGGAAGUUCGCUGUGCUAUUUGAGUUUCUCAUUAUUCACCUUUGUCAUCAGUUUUGUCUUCCCAUAUUUGAUGGAAAUAGGUCUUGGCUAUGCACUCCUGGUCUUCUCUUCAGCGAAUGCCAUCUUAACACUAUUGCUUUGGGCCUUCUUACCCGAAACCCCUGGAAAAUCUCUGAGUGACUUGGAAAAUGCAUUUCAAUCCUCCCCUGGGCAUUCAGAGUGA